Rotaria sp. Silwood1 is the source of this 801-nucleotide messenger RNA. Lineage: Eukaryota; Metazoa; Rotifera; Eurotatoria; Philodinida; Philodinidae. The record is from the annotation of a GenBank genome assembly.
AUGCGUAAUUUAUCUAAAGAAUCUGCAUCAUGUCUGGGAUUUCAACUUCUAAUGGAUGUUUUAAAACAAAUGCCACGGACUGAUCAAUCUUUUCAUGAGAUGCUAGAAAAAUGUUCAUAUUAUGCUAUUGAAUGGUAUACAGCUAAUGCAUUUGUCUAUCAAUUAGUUAACAAAGCAUUGCGAACAGAAGAUAUUGAACUUCUCUAUUUAUUUCGAUCAUAUAUUAUUGAUCUUCGCUCACAAUUAGAACAAGAACAUAAACAAAUUUCUUCUACAGAAGUGUUUGUUGUAGUUCGUGGGCAAACAACGUCUAGAGAAGAAUUUGAAAAAUUAAAACAAAGUUGCGGAGUUCUUAUAUCAACAAAUGGAUUCUUUUCAACUUCAAGAGAUCCCAAAGUCGCAUUAAGUUUUAUUGCUGGUAGUUAUAAUACAGACAAAAAAAGAUUAAUUCUAUUUGAAAUAACAGUUGAUUCUCAACUUAAAUCAGUUAUAUUUGCUGAUAUUGAAACAUAUAGUCGGAUGAAAGACGAAACGAAUGUUUUGUUCAGUGUAGGUGCUGUUUUUAUUAUUACACAAAUACACUAUGAUUCACUGAUGAAUAUGAAUUUAUGGAAAAUUCAAAUGAAAGCUACUGAUGAUGAUUGGAAACAAGUUGAUGAAUAUUUAAUAACAAUCGGAAAACAAAUUAAAGAAGAAUAUAGUUCCACCAUCUUAUUUGGUUGUCUUCUUUGGCCAGAUAUCGGAGAAUUUGAUAGAUUAGAAAAAAAUUUGAAAACAUUACUAAAAAUCUUUGCCAAAUGA